Molecule: messenger RNA, 2311 nt
Organism: Pseudo-nitzschia multistriata
Lineage: Eukaryota; Bacillariophyta; Bacillariophyceae; Bacillariales; Bacillariaceae
Source: the annotation of a GenBank genome assembly
CGUUGUUCUAUAGGUCCUAUCUCGGCAACUGCAGCCAACCCAUACCACAGAGUAAAMCGGAAGUGUAUUCCAAAGUUUCGUUGAGUAGCUAGAAGUUCUUCYGAAUCAAAUCCAUCCCAAACCCGAAAUACAACCCAUUCUCUUGCCCCGACAAUCAGAAGGCCGACGGGGGAGCAACGACCUCGGUCGAUAAAUCAAAAGCAGUCAUGAUCGAAAACAAACUCGGAAAGAAAACUCUUUUGKUGUUACUACUGUUGCUAGCGCUGUGGCUUUUGGUGGACGACGAAUCGACAUCGAUCUCACCAAAUGAUGUCAACAAGGGCAAUGAAAUUUACAGGAAAUAUCACCACUUGGCCGUUUGGACCGCCUUUCGCAGGCAUCCUCCGUGUUUUAGGAUAUUUCGGGCAUUGCUAGAGUUUAAUUUGAUGCUGUGGGGACUGGCGGUGUCGCUCUGGCUCUGGAAAAACACGGUCGGGGAGAAAAUGACCGGAUACCUCCUCUUUCAGCCGGUGGAUCACGACGAGUCAAAAAUUCGGGGGGUGUACUUUACGGAGUCUGCUCUGGGAAGGUACCGUCCAUUGAAUCAGCAACAUCAAGACGACCACGACUCCUCUGAGGACGAAGAACGAAGUUUUCCUUCGAAAAACGAAGGAGAAAGCGACGGAGAGCUCCUUCCAACAGCGAAGAAUACUGUCCAGGAAGAAAGCAAUCAACAACCAAAUGCAGUCCACGAACUAUACGAGACUAAACCUGGAGGUACCGAGAUCGACGACAAUAAUAACUCGAUAUUUGAGGACCAACUCMGCAACGAAUCCGAUCCAACUCGGUUCGAACUCAUCAACCCGCCUUGCCCGAUGAACGUCACGUACGCCGCCUUGGAUUCGCUCACUUUCAUUCUGGUGACUCUGUUUCUGUUCACGCUCAGCAGUGCCGAGGGUGGGCGGUACGUGGACGGAAUGGAAUCGGUGCACACKUUCCGCUUUGUUGCCAGCGUGGCGGCACCGGUGUUUCCGCUGGUCUUGUUUUUCGUCUUCUGCCUAGCACUCAUUGUGCCCCUGCACAAACGAAAGUCGCAWUGGAAAAUUCUGGGCUACACCAUUGGUGCACCUCUGUACCAYGUUACCUUUCGAGACGGUUUCAUUGGAGACAUCCUCACGAGUAGCGUCCGACCACUUCAGGACAUUGCUUUUACCACCUUUUAUCUUCUUUCUGGGUUGCAGGGGUGGUGGCAACAAUCGUACGAUCUAGAUGCCGCAGACCUACCACUCGAGUCCAACUGGGUUUUGCACACAAUGAUUUUGCCCAUGUGCAUGAUGUCUCCCCUGUGGUAUCGGUUUUGUCAGAACCUGCGACAGACGUACGARUACAAAAGCCGCUGGCCCUAUCUAGGAAAUGCCUUGAAGUAUUUCAUUGCCGCGGAAGUGGGCAUUUUCGGUGUUUACAUGCGAUCCCCAGGGCACUCUACUCUGUGGUUGGCUGGAUUUGUUGCGGCAACACUCUAUCAGAUUUGGUGGGACGUGUUUAUGGACUGGAAUCUACUSUAUGUUUCGAGCUGGAAGACUCUCAACCUGAAGGUUUUCRACCGCCCUGUCAAUCUGUCGAUACCAACGUCGUUCCGUUUGCGAAAGACCCGGAUUUAUUCCGUGUCUUGGCUUUAUUGGGGCAUCUUUGGGACGAACAUUGUGCUAAGGUUUUGUUGGACGCUCAGUUUUUUGCCGCCUCACUAUCUGAACCGAGCUGGGGUCCUGAGCGAAACGUUCGAGGGCGAUCUAACCGCGUAUUUGAACCCCAUUAUUGCUUCUGGCGAAAUCGUACGGAGAACCAUGUGGGGAUGGCUCCGUGUCGAAUGGGAAGCAAUCAAGGUCGCACGCACCGAACCCAGAUUGCGGGGAACCUGGACCGACUUGGGGAAAGAAGAYGAACCGGAUUCCAACGAUUUGAAUCCAGAUUCGAGCAUCGAGUUCCAAAUCAUGAACGUCAACAAUGCCCUUCCGGAGAAACCAGAACCCCUGGAAACAAUAACGUCAUCUCCUUCGUUUUCGAAUACAAUAUGGAGGCCCAAGAAAAUAUACGAAAUGUCAGAAACACAAAUAAUUGGCGAGCUUUGCAUCUAUGCCACAAUAUUUACCGGCUUGGGCCUUCUAGCUGCGGCCCAUCGGCACACGUUUUGAGAGCGGAGAGGAUGUUAGAAAAAUUAUGACAAGCUAUGAAUGGUCCGGACACACCAAAUGCGCACGAUACACCAUGUCAGUAAKGUAUAUCGACAACCUUUCUUGCCAACGCGGGAACAUAAUAUACAUUAGCUGCAACA